This is a messenger RNA of Brassica napus (rape), 818 nucleotides long. RefSeq lists its product as uncharacterized. The transcript has 2 exons. The record is from RefSeq and is a predicted model, not a curated record. The coding region runs from base 109 to 654 and encodes 181 amino acids. Lineage: Eukaryota; Viridiplantae; Streptophyta; Magnoliopsida; Brassicales; Brassicaceae.
UCUUUCAAAAAAAAAAAACAAAAUCGAGUUCAAAUUCAAAUCGCUCUCCGGCUCCGGUGUAUUUUGCGGCGGGUCGUCCGAGCAACUCCGUCGACGAAGACUCCUGCGAUGGACGGAUACGAAGAUUGGGAGCUUCGCAACGAGGAAGGCUUCGUUUUCAAGCGAGUGAAGCGAAGCCGUAUCUCCGACUCCGGAGAAGCAUCCAAACCGGUGGAACCGGAGUUGGAUCCGGCGGUGGAGGAGAGGAAUCGAAGGACGCGGAAGAAGAGGAUACUGGUGAAGCUCAAAAGAAAGUACCAGAGAGAGAUGGAGCAGUGGGACAUUUUGUCGAACAGCUUCAGUGCUAUGCAAGAGAAGGCUGCUCGAUUUCAAACGGCGGAGCGGGAAGAGAGGUUAAACGCGAGCGAAACGACGUCGUUUCGAGAUUCAGAGCAUGGCGGAGAAGAAGAUGCUCCCAAGACGGUGUCUUGUAUGCUCGACGAGCUUCUUUCUAUGGCAGAAGCACAAGAAGCGAUCGUCAACGAUGUCUCAAAUCUCUGCGAAGUUGCAGAAAACAUAUGUAGAGUUGAACAAGAAGAACAAGAGUCAUUGUUUGAUCUUGCCGUUUGGAGCUCACCAAGGAGUCUUAUGGCGUCUCUUUGUGCUGCUGAUUAAAACCAAACCAUGUAUUCUGCUUCUCUUUCUGUACAUUCUUGUCUUGUUUUCGAGUUGUAGCAUAUGUCCUGUCUUGUCUUAUAGCUUGAACAAUGUACUUAGUGUUGUUUUUCUCAAAACGUGAAACACCAAAACAGCUUGAAUAACUUUAAAAUCAACACUGA